Messenger RNA from Fomitopsis serialis, 1424 nucleotides. RefSeq lists its product as uncharacterized. The transcript has 18 exons. The record is from RefSeq and is a predicted model, not a curated record. Bases 53 to 997 code for a protein of 314 amino acids. Lineage: Eukaryota; Fungi; Basidiomycota; Agaricomycetes; Polyporales; Fomitopsidaceae.
UCAGAUAGCGGAUGAGACAUCAUUGAAGCGCGAAAAUUCUCCGUACUACACCAUGAACGCAACCUCAACUCCCGACAAUCCGAUUGUGCUCAAUCUUCAGAAUUCAUAUGGCGCACUCAUGAUCGGGUCCUUCUUUUCGUGCGCUGUUUGGGGCAUGUCAUGCCUUCAAGUUUGUUGGUACUUUUACCACUAUGGUUCUUCUGACCGACGCAGUCUUAAACUUCUUGUCGUCUUUUUGUGUAUCGCAAGCACCGUCGAUGAAAUUUUACUCUUGGAGUGCAUGUGGCCGGUGUUGAUUCUACGGUGGGGUAAAGUAGAAGGGCUUUCCGUUAUUCAGGAAGGCAUGGUGCAACACGUCUGGCUAGUCGGAAUGAUUUCGGUCUGCGUUCAAUGGUUUUACCUCUAUCGUAUCUAUCGAUUCAGCGGAAAGCGAUGGCUUAUUCCCUCCAUCAUUGCUGUCAUAUCGCUCUGGCAGUUAUUUGUGUCGAUCCCACAAAAUAUCAUAAUACAUCGCAAUCACGAACUUGCAACGUUGUCAUUAGGUCCUUCCGUUGCAUUGAACAUCAGCCUUCGAGCCUGCAGCGCAUGUGUCGAUAUCUUCAUUGCAGUAACCAUGUCCUACUAUAUGAUCAAACAAGGCGUACCUGAGCUCUCCCAUAGCCAGAAGAUGUACUUCAGACUCUUCCUGAUGACUAUCAACACGGGUAUGUGGACCGCAACCAUCGCGACGCUGGACUUCAUCUUGAUGGCGAUAUAUAGGGAUGACCUUUGGUAUGCGAUCUUCGAGUCGCCCCUUGGCUCAUUCUACGUCGGUGUCCUCCUCGCCAAUCUCAAUGCAAGGGAAUUCAUUCGAGGAAGUGAAGAGAUUUGGCAUGACAUGUCUACAUUCAGAAUAAGUAGCUUCCCUCCGGCGAGUCACAACACCAUACCCGCCGAUGGUCGCCUGCCAGCACUUUGUGUCACGGCGCAAGCUGGCGUAAGUCCUCUCUAUUCAUGAACAUCAUCUCUGUGCCAACCACCAUUCUAGGACACGAUGAUGGUCAAUCUAGCCCACGCGAAUGGCAAGGAGUCCCAGGAUGAAAAUGCAGUGACUGCGGAGGAAAGUACUCCCAAACUUACCGAUCAUGCGCUGUAACUUGCAUACGAUGGUUUCAUGGGGGUGAUGGGUGAGAAGGAACGUGCAAAGGAGCUAGGCCCCGUUACAAACAGCCGAUGAGGAUCGUUACGAGGGAAAGACAGAGUUAUGACCUCCGGUGAUUAGCCAGAUGCGAACCGAAAUCGUUUCAUGCUGUUAUACAUCCGUUCGCAUUGUGAUAUGUACAUCAUUGCAUCCGGUGUCGUUCCUCCAAGGACCAUUGCAGAGACUGGAUGUAUACUUUCGAUAUUGAUGGAAUUGAGUCGGGUGCCUGGGCGGGCUCGCAAGC